AUGUCACAGGGAAAAACAGCAGCCCGCGAAGCUGCCAAGCCCCAGGAUCAGGGAUGGGCAUGGAUGGUCCUGCUCGCCGCGGUGUUGCUGCAGGGGCUGACGCUGGGCUUCCCCGCCUGCAUCGGCGUCUUCUUCACGGACCUCCAGCUUGAGUUCCAGGCCAGCAACAGCGAGACAUCGUGGUUCCCAUCCAUCAUGGUGGCCGUGCUGCAUGGAGGCGGGCCCCUCUGCAGCAUCUUGGUGAAGCGAUUUGGCUGCAGGUUUGCCGUGAUGCUAGGAGGCCUGCUCAGUGGCGUGGGCAUGGUGUCCAGCUCCUUCUGCAAGUCCAUCAGCCAGCUGUACUUAACAGCUGGCCUCAUCACUGGUCUGGGAUCGUGUUUCAGCUUCCAGGCAGGAGUGACUGUGCUGGGCUACUACUUUGUACGGUGGCGAACGCUGGCCAAUGCCAUCGCAUCCACUGGUGUCUCUCUCGGCUUUACACUGUGGCCGCUGCUUUCUCAAUACUUGCUGGAUGAGAUGGGCUGGAGAAACACUUUUCUUAUCUUUGGAGGAAUCCUGUUGAACUGCUGUGUUUGUGGAGCCAUCAUGAGACCAGUUCAGCUUGCACCCAGGUCGCCACUACAGUCACCCAAGCCUGCAGAGGAGACAGGGAGAAGGGCAGAAGGGGCACAACUGUCCAAUGGAGCAUCUUCUCCCCACCCCAAGCUCCAGCAGCAAACCAGAAGGACUGCAUGCUUCCAGGUGCUGCAGAAGUACCUGGCUUUUGACAUCUUCUGUCAAAACAAAGGUUACCAGAUUUACACUAUUGGAGUGACCUGGAUGAUGAUGGGGUUUGCUUUACCUCAUGUUUACCUUGUGCCUUAUGCCAUCAAGAACGGAGUGGAGGAACGCAGGGCAGCCCUCCUCAUCUCUGUUAUCGGUUUCAUCAACAUCUUCAUACGCCCUUUUACAGGGCUGCUCUCAGGCCACAGAGUCUUCACAGGGAGACGCAUCUACCUGUUCAGCCUGGCUGCGCUCCUCUGCGGGCUGAGCAACUUCAUUUGUGUCAUUUCGGCUGAGUUCAGUGUGCUCAUCAUCUACUGCGUCAUCCUCAGCAUAGCUAUGAGUGGCAUUGGGGCACUCACCUUCCAGGUGCUGAUGGAUGUGGUGGAGAUGGACAGGUUCUCAAGUGCUCUCGGACUCUUCACCAUCCUGGAGAGUGUCACACUCCUCAUCGGACCCCCUCUCACAGGUCUCCUGGUGGACAUAACUGGCGAUUUCCACUAUGUCUUCUACAACUCCAGUUUCUUCCUGAUAUCAGCUGCAUUAUUCAUGGGAAUCAGCUUCUGGACUCUGGAAAAGAAAAACAAAUCGAAAGAGGCUUCGAAAGUAGCUUUGGAUAAUCCCCCCAGACAUCAGUACAAUGAAAUACCAACUGAACCACAGUCUGAAAGUCUGUCCCCUCCAGCAGUUGUGCACAUCACAAGCAUAUGA
This is a messenger RNA of Mesitornis unicolor (brown roatelo), 1473 nucleotides long. RefSeq names its product solute carrier family 16 (monocarboxylate transporter), member 5 (gene SLC16A5). Gene Ontology annotation, biological process: monocarboxylic acid transport; transmembrane transport. Gene Ontology annotation, molecular function: monocarboxylic acid transmembrane transporter activity. Lineage: Eukaryota; Metazoa; Chordata; Aves; Mesitornithiformes; Mesitornithidae. The coding region runs from base 1 to 1473 and encodes 490 amino acids. The record is from RefSeq and is a predicted model, not a curated record. The transcript is spliced from 4 exons.